UGUUUCCAGUCUAGCUUCUGUGGCAAUACCCGAAUGUACACAAAACUGUAACGGCUAAUAUUAUGUGUUAUUCAUGUGUUAUGUAAUUAUAUAUUUUUAUUUAAUUGUUAUAGUUUAACCCGGUGUUAUGGGCGCCUUAUUGUGGGGAUGAUAUGGUUUAGUAAAAGUUUAACUGAAUGAAAUUGUGUUUUUACACAACAAAACAGUGCCUCUCUGUCAUUGCAGGCAGUAUCAUGGAUCCAAAGAUCGCUUAGUUUCAAAAGGUACGGUACCUUUUAGUUGACCGGCACAUUAUAACGUCGUGUUCAGUCUGCAGGCGCAGCUCGGUAUUGAGUAUGUCAACAGCUGAAGGCGCAGACGCAGAGCUGCGUAUAUGCAGUCAGCCGCAGACGGCUGCAUUAGCUGCAUCAGGUGUUCCUGCAGGCUGGGUGAGAGAGAUGAGAGCAAGACAGAACGGCAGAACUGUAGCACCAGCCGGAAGAGUCGAUGUGUACAUGAGCAGUCCUGAGGGCAGAAGCCUCAGAUCCAAGACUCGUCUUCAGAAUAAUCUGCUCUCAGAAAAAGACAUCAACCUGCAAUUUAGUGACUUCAACUUCACAGCAUCCAGUAACCACAGCAGAGUGACUCGAGCUGAACAAAACAGCCAACAGAAAAAGAAAGGAAAACCCAAGAUUAUGGACAAUUCUCUUCUUAUUCAUGGGAUAACAAGACUUGAAGAAAUGGAUGGUCAGGAAGAGGUUGGCGAACGAAAUGACCUGGAAGCAAAGGAAGAUCAAAUCGGAGAUAAACAUAUAGUGACACUUGCUGUAAGACCACAGUCUACUUCAAAGUGUCAAGAACAAAGUCUGUUAGAGAAUACACUGGAAAUACCAACUGUAAGAGAAUUUAAAGAAGAAAAUGAGACGAGCUCAAACCAUGUGGAACAUAUGUCACCUUCUAGAAACACAGAAAGCAGGUUAAAGGUAUUGGCAGAGAAACGAACAACUAGCCCAUACUUUAGUGGAAGGAAGGAUGAUUUGAGUCCCCCAAAGCGUAAGGCCUUCAGGAAAUGGACCCCACCUCGCUCGCCUUACCAUCUUGUUCAAGAAACACUGUUUCAUGACCCCUGGAAGCUUCUAGUGGCCACAAUAUUUCUAAACAAAACCAGUGGGAAGAUGGCUAUUCCCACGCUGUGGCAGUUUUUUGAGCGGUACCCAAAUGCAGAAGUGACUCGAGUGAGUGACUGGAGACCGCUUGCUGACCUGCUGCAGCCUCUGGGGCUCAGUAACCUCCGAGCAAAGGCACUCGUACGCUUUUCCGAUGAAUAUCUGAAUACAUCUUGGCGGUAUCCUAUUGAGUUACACGGCAUUGGAAAAUAUGGCAACGACUCGUAUCGUAUCUUCUGUGUGGAGGAGUGGAGAGAGGUCACUCCAAAUGACCAUAAACUCAAGGACUAUCACACGUGGCUGUGGGAAAACCAGGAGAGAUUAGGAAUCUGAUUUCCAUGAUACCAAAAUGUACUUGAAUAAACCCAUCAUGGCAAGCAUGUGCAAAUCAGUGUGCUUAACCGGGGAACUGAUCAGAGACCUGUUGAAGGUCUGUACUCUGAUAAUGUUUUCAUUGUGAAGUUUUAAAUCAAUUCAAGUGAAACGUUUAUGCGAAAAUUGUGUAAAUAAAGGUCUUUUUUAUUGUUUGUA
Messenger RNA from Triplophysa rosa, 1676 nucleotides. It is a transcript of the gene mbd4, whose product is annotated as methyl-CpG binding domain protein 4. Gene Ontology annotation, cellular component: nucleus. The transcript is spliced from 7 exons. Gene Ontology annotation, molecular function: catalytic activity; DNA binding. Gene Ontology annotation, biological process: DNA repair. The record is from RefSeq and is a predicted model, not a curated record. Lineage: Eukaryota; Metazoa; Chordata; Actinopteri; Cypriniformes; Nemacheilidae. Bases 336 to 1478 code for a protein of 380 amino acids.